AUGACUUCUCCAUCUGGUCUUCCUUCCGGCACUCACGAGACACACUACAUGGCAGACCAUCGUCGACGUUCCAGUGAGAUCAUCCCCACUCAGGAUGUUACCGUUCCAGCACAUCUGCUUCGGGCCACGGGUACUCUUGGAUCAAAACGCGACAACACGCAUACUACACACACAGGAGCCUGGGAACCACAAGCGGAGAACCCUUUCCUCGACUCUGAACGAAUCGGAAGCAUCCGUCGUCGUCCCACACAAGACUCUGGCGGCCCACAAAGGAACGGUACUCAGCGCUCUACCAACCUUGAACGCACAGAAACGCAUGGCGAACGAAGGAGGAGUAACCGGUUCUCCUGGUUCAGCAACAGUGGUGCAAAGAGAAACUCGCAACAGAGCGGGGCACUACCAUCACCAACUGAGGAGAACCUGAGACCCUUCCGGACCCUUUCCUACAUCCCUGGGUCAACCGAUGUUCUAGCUCUGAGCCCUCGAGGAAGUCGUGCACCAUCACCAAGCUCACUCAAUAGAGUUCCUACCGCGUCUACAAAGUCAAAGUGGUCCAAUGACGACCCCUUCGCGACGAAACCCAACUCAGUCAGAAGCAGCAGAGACAACCCUUUUGCGACUGAAAACAACUCGGUCCGAAACUCUACAGAUUCCUUGCCUCAGGAGCCUGAAGCCGCACAUCACGCGGGUCGUCCCCGGAAGAACACUCUACAGUCUGUUGUCGAUGGCAUGGUACCCAACGCUCUCAAGCGGAGCAUGACCAAUGCAUCCUACUUCAAAAGGAGUGAGAUGUUUGACACCUACGAGAAGGCGAAGAAGAAGGGAGCAGAGAUCCAACGAAAGAAGUGGGUGCAAAUCACCUUUGAGUACGCCAUCUAUGCUUUCCUGAUACUCUUCGUCUACUUCGUCUUGAUCGGAGUUCCUCUAUGGAACGGUGCUGUGUGGUGGCUUUACUGGGUUGUAUCCACCAAGUUCGUUAUCGCUGGUGGUUUCGGUAUCGUGCUUGGAAUCGCACUAUUUUAUGCGUUCGCUCCUUUACUCAUCCUUUUCGAGAAGGAUCCACCUCCCGCCGACUUCUCUACAGAGACCAAGUUCCAUUCCAACGUUGACGAUACCUGCCUCAUGAUUCCGUGCUAUAAGUCUGCUGGACUCAUUGCCAACACACUCGAAGCUGCCCUGAAGAUCUUCCCUCCAUCGAACAUAUUCGUCAUCGCCAACGGAAACAGCCCGACGCCACUCGACAACACGGAAGAGGUCUGCCGUCCUUACGGCGUGAAUCAUAUCUGGUCGCCAAUCGGAUCGAAGAUCGUUGCUCAAUUUGUUGGUUGUUAUGCUGCGAAGAAUUUCAAGAACGUUUUGCUCAUUGACGAUGACUGUGCGCUGCCUGACAACUUCCCUGUUGUCACUGAGCGCUUGAAUGGCAAGGUCAUGUGCAUUGGCUACACCAUCAAAUCCGUCGGGCCAAACUCUACAAAGGGCAACCUCUGCCAACAAGCUCAGGAUCUCGAGUACAAGCUCAGUGGUAUUCAGCGUGAGUUUGCCGGUAAGGUCGGCUCCGCUACCUUCCCACACGGAGCCAUUUCCCUCUGGGACCGUGAGCUACUUGUCAAGACCUUCCACGAACACCCCGGCUUCAGUGUGUCCGAAGACUGGUUCUUUGGUCAUGUAGCCCGCAAGCUUGGAUGUCGCAUCAAGAUGUGCUCGCAAGUCUUUGUUGAAACCGAAACACCUACCGCUGUUUUCAUCUCUGGCGGUGGCUCCCGUGGUGGUUUCGGUGAGAUGACCAUUUUCUCGCAACGUUUCAAGCGCUGGAACUUCUUCUUCGUCAACGGCAUGUGGUACAACAUGGCAUACAUUCUCGGUAGCUGGAAGCUCGGUUGGUGGGAAAUUGGUGCAAAGAUCUUCGUCUUCCAAGAGGUCUACGAAACUCUGCUCUACCUUCUCACACCUUUCAUCCUACCUAUAUCGUUCUACGUCCGUCCCUCGUUCUGCGGUUACCUUCUCGCCGCCACAAUCGUUAUGUACCUCAUCAACGUCAUCAUCUUCAACGAAGUGCACCUCCGCCGCAAGAACGAGCGUGUUGGCUGGCAGCUCAUGUACAUCUACUACCUACCGUACAAGAUCGUCUUGACCUUUAUCAAUGUCGCAAGCUGCUACUGGUCGCUGUACAAGUACGCCAAAUACUUCGCCAAGCGUCACCCCAAGGUUAUUGAAGACGACAAGGCUGUCGAGGUCGUCAUUCGCCUUGAGGAAGAGAAGGCUGACCCGGAGUGCGGUCUUGGUCGACGAAUGACUGUGCGCACUAUUGGCACACGGUCCCGCGCCAGCAUGGACGAGGGUGACGAGGGUAGGCCCUUGUCCCCUGAUGCCAUCGAUGUUGGAGGUGCUUCUUAUGCGAUCGUUACCGAACCUGAGGAUGUCCACUCUCCUGGUCUUCACCACGCCCCCACUCACCAUGUCAGCCAGACAAGGCCAAGUAGCCCUCUGCUGCAGAGUGAGGGUAUUGCUGCAAGGGAUUACUUUGAUGUAGCACAGGAUGCGAACAUCGAUGUGGAGAAGCAGAACAAGAGAACCAGCCGUUUGAGUGGCUGGAGUCAAAAGUCACAACGCAAGAACGUUUUCUAA
Molecule: messenger RNA, 2625 nt
Organism: Alternaria postmessia
Lineage: Eukaryota; Fungi; Ascomycota; Dothideomycetes; Pleosporales; Pleosporaceae
Exons: 3
Coding region: 1-2625 (874 amino acids)
Source: RefSeq, a predicted model, not a curated record